AUGGUUUGCCUUGCACGGUCUUUUCGAUUAGACCACAUUGAUGUCAUCAUUCAAUCUCGGAUAAUGCAAGAUGCCGACGACAUUGGUGACGCAACUCCAAACCCACGAGCCGAUACGUGUAACUUGCCUGUGCUUGCAGAUGAGUCAGACAUUGAUGAUGACCAACAAGAUUUGCCUCCCAAAUUUUGUCCCCAUGCUGAUAAGGUUUUCCUGUCUGUCCAAUGGGUUCAUGGUAUCACACUCGUCCGACAAAGUUUCGAGGGGGGAGCCAAUGAAUUUCGUUCUGUCCUUCGCAAAUAUGCGAUUGAGUGUGGAUUUCGCUUUAAAUUUCUGAAGAAUGACUCUGUACGGAUCACAGCGGUUUGCAUGAUGAGGGAAUCGAAAAACUGCAUAUGGUCUAUACAUGCACGAGUAUUACGUGCUGAUGAGUUUUUCUACAUUCAUAAGUGGAAUAGGGAGCACAGUUGCGGUGUUGUCGUCCGGACAGCAAAAAACCCAAGGGCUGGGUCUGAAUUAGUGUGUGAUGUUAUAUCCGAACGGGUACGUGACAGACUGCUCACACGUACGACCGAUGUGGUGUACGACCUGAAGAAAGAUUAUGGAUUAGAAAUUAGCUACCGGGUCGCAUGGUUGGGCAUUGAGAAAGCGCGUGGCAAAAUAUUUCGUGCACAUUCCAUUUCAUUCGAUCAGUUGCGGUGGUAUAGUAAUGCCGUUAUGGUCAACAAUCCAGGCAACUACAUAAACAUUGACUAUGAUGAACAAAAUCACCGAUUUGAACGGUUUUUCAUAUCAUUCAAAGCAUGUAUUGAUGGGUUCCACCAUUGUUGCCCUUUAUUAUUUUUGGAUGGUACUUUUUUGAAGGGUAAAUUUAAGGGCAAUUUGCUAGCUGCCAGUGCGAAAGAUGGCAACCAAGCUUUGUACACAAGUUUAUUUCCAUUGGCAAUAACAAUUGUGGAUUCUGAAAACACUGUAAACUGGUUCUGGUUCUUGCAACACCUUGCCAACAUUGUUAGCAAUGACAGGACAUUGACAUUCUUGUCUGACCGUCACACAGGCCUCAUCUACUCAAUACCCAAAAUAUUCCCGUCAGCACACGAUGCGUUUUGCUUACAACAUUUGCAACAGAAUCUGCAGGACAAGAUGAGGGGUGUACGUUACAGCGAGAUGUGUUCUAAUGCUGCUGAGUCAUUCAACUCAUGGAUCCGCGAAGCGCGACAUCUUCCCAUCACCCAAAUGGUUGAUAGUAUUCGGACAAAAAUCAUGAACCAAAUGUCGAAGCGCAGACGCAAGUCAGCAGCAUGGCCUGGAGUUCUAUGUCCCAAGAUGGAGGCUCGAUUGGUGAAAGCAUAUAACAAAGGAAGGGCAUGGAUUGUAAGCCAAUCAAAUGAUAAUGUGUACGAGGUCCAUUCGUAUCCAUCAGUGCUGGUUGAUGUUGACAGGCGUACGUGCUCGUGUUUUCAGUGGCAAAUUAAUCAGUUACCAUGUGCACACGCAAUGGUUGCAAUACGUAACAGUGGUAGAGAUUUAUAUGAUUUGGUUGAGCCAUUUUAUCAUGCAGCAACAUACCGACUGUCAUACGCUUCAAGCAUAACCCUUAUUCCUACUGUUGAAAAACCAUCAUUCCAGCUGGACGACUUUGUCAUACACCCACCUGUUGUGAAACGACCGCCAAGGAGGCCAAAGAAAAAACAUAUGCUUUCUAGGGGGGAAGAAGUGCAGUUAAUUCGUUGCGGACGUUGUCAACGCAUGGGGAACCACAACAGGAAGACAUGCAAUGAACCAAUUUAG
Molecule: messenger RNA, 1788 nt
Organism: Camellia sinensis
Lineage: Eukaryota; Viridiplantae; Streptophyta; Magnoliopsida; Ericales; Theaceae
Molecular function (GO): zinc ion binding
Source: RefSeq, a predicted model, not a curated record